CUCGAUAGGCAAUUCAUUCACGACGAACUUUUUCUCGACUUCUGACACGGCCAGAAAGCAUCAUGAGCCAGCAGGCCGAUUCUUCGCAGCUUGCGAACUGCGACCAUAUCCCAGUCAUCGAUUUAUCGAGCAUAGACAGCGUAUCUCUCGAGGAGCGCCAGAAGCUUGCUCGGACAAUUUUCGAUGCUUGCACGCAGGUUGGGUUCUUCUAUAUCAAGAAUCACGGAAUCCCCGAGGAGCUGGUGAAUGGGAUCCACAAUGCGGCAGCACGUUUCUUCGGCCUUCCCGAGGAGGAGAAGAUGAAAUACUACAUAGGCAACUCACAGAAAUUCCGCGGAUACAGUCCGAUAGGUGGCGAGAAGUCCACGGGCACUGAAGACGAUCCCGUGCCAGAGGAUGAAGCAGUGGGCGUUCUCUCAGAGGCAUUUGACAUCGGCUACGAAGUUAUUAUGGACUCCAGCAAAUCUAAAGAUGCUGGCCUUCCUCUAGAUCCAUAUGGACUCUACGGAGACAACCAGUGGCCAGACGAGGAGACAAUUGCCGGAUUCUCACAGACUUACGUCCAAUACUGCAUUUCAGCUCUGGAUCUUUGCCGCAAGAUGAUGAAGAUAUUUGCUCUCGCACUUGGCUUGCCGGAAACAUACUUCAAUUCCAGCAUCCAGACACCGGGAGUUACUUCAAGAAUGAUGCAUUACCCGGCUCAGCCAGUACUCGGGGAAGUGCAGGAAGGCCUUGGAGCACACACGGACUGGGAAUGUUUUACAAUUCUUUCUCAAGGCAAAGUCCCCGGUCUAGAAAUUCUCAACCACAAGGGUGACUGGAUUAUGGCACCUCCUAUCCCAGGGACACUAGUUGUCAACAUUGCCGACUGCUUGUCUACUUGGACAAACAAAACUUUCAAGUCAACCAUUCACCGUGUCAACAAUCUGUCGGGAGAAGAACGGUAUUCGAUCCCUUUCUUCUUUGGCGUUGACUACGAUGCUACAGUCUCCGUUUUGGACAAAUAUACAUCAAGCGAGAACCCACCUUGUAGACCCCCAUUCAAAGCUGGUGAUUGGGUUCGUGAGAAGCUUUCAAGGGCCUACGUAGGCUAUGAAGGCUAGAUCUCGCAUAAUCAUUGAUUAUCUGGAUAUCAACUAAAUAGAUCUUGACCUAAAGAAAAUCUGCCUCUGUAUGGCCACUUGAAUCAUAGCUAGAUCUCAAUAAGCUACACUGGAAGUAAAGUACUUCAUACGGUCAACGUUACCCUGCAGAAUGUUACACUGCAGAAUAUCAACGAUCGCAGUUUUGGCUCAUACCUGAUGAUCUGGAGGAAGCGAUUCAUUUUUAUGGUAAUCGCUCCUUCUUGAUAUUUGUCUCCUCCGCCUUCGGAGGCUUUGCCAUCAAUUCCUCUAAAGUAGGCUUUCUCGCCCACACACGGCGAC
Messenger RNA from Penicillium brasilianum, 1424 nucleotides. Lineage: Eukaryota; Fungi; Ascomycota; Eurotiomycetes; Eurotiales; Aspergillaceae. The record is from the annotation of a GenBank genome assembly.